UACAACCUUCCGUAUUCCCCCUUCGCAGACGUCCUUGAGUCCUUGAGACGGAUGUGAGCGGAGUUUUUCAGCCCUCAUGCAAAACAACCAUCUAAACAUAACAGAUGACAUCAGCUUGGGCUUUUCAAUUCCUGGAUGGCAGCGGCGUGUUAAUCCAGCCUUCAUCCUGGAUUUCAUAAACUAAAACAAGAGAGGCUGGCAGGAGCUCAGCGCUGCCGCUGGGUUGAGGAAAUUGAUGACGGGAAAGCAUGCGGGCAACACAGUGUAUAAAACUCAUAAACGUGUAGGCAGAAGCUCAGCUACUUCUUUGGACGGCUGCUUCCCGCCAGCAAAGACCGCGACGGCAGGGAGCUGAGCCGGAGCCAGCUGGAAGACAUGAAGAGCCUCUUGCUGCUGACCACACUCCUGGUACCUGUGCACCUGGCUAUGGCCUGGAGCGCCAAGUAUGCAGUGGAUUGCCCAGAACAAUGCGACAGUAGUGAGUGCAGAAGCAGCCUGCGUUGCAAGAGGACAGUGCUGGAUGACUGUGGCUGCUGUCAGGUGUGCGCUGCGGGGCCCGGAGAGACCUGCUACCGUACAGUCUCAGGCAUGGAUGGCGUCAAGUGCGGUCCGGGGCUGAAGUGUCACUUUUACAGUGAAGAGGAUGAUUUUGGUGACGAGUUUGGUAUCUGCAAAGACUGUCCCUAUGGCACUUUCGGGAUGGAAUGCAAAGAGAUCUGCAAUUGCCAGUCGGGCAUCUGUGACAGGGUGACCGGGAGGUGUCUGGAAUUUCCCUUUUUCCAGUACGCAGCAGCCAAGUCGCCCAGCAGGACCACUGCCUCUCACACAGAGCGUGACGCAGCAUCUGGAGACGGCAAUGCUGGGAGAGAAGAGCUUGUGGAGGGGAAUGCUGCUCGGCCCUCUGUAAUGAAAUGGUUAAAUCCACGCUGAUCCUGGCUGGGGUUUGCCAAGAGACGGCUCCACUUUAAUGACCAACAUCCAGCCAACAUUUUAAGAACUGUCUAGAGCAUAGACUAUGGACAUAUAAUUUAUGAAGAUCAAGUGUGAUUCAGAGUGGGUCCAGAAAAAAAUGUAGGCUAUAGACAACCCAUAAAACACAUAUGACUGAACACUUUUUGUUAACUAUUUAAAUGCAUAUAGAUCAUCUGGGGUGUGUGUGUGUGUGUGUGUGUGUGUGUGUGUGUGUGUGUGUG
This is a messenger RNA of Onychomys torridus (southern grasshopper mouse), 1193 nucleotides long. RefSeq names its product endothelial cell specific molecule 1 (gene Esm1). Gene Ontology annotation, cellular component: extracellular region. The record is from RefSeq and is a predicted model, not a curated record. The coding region runs from base 376 to 930 and encodes 184 amino acids. The transcript has 3 exons. Lineage: Eukaryota; Metazoa; Chordata; Mammalia; Rodentia; Cricetidae.